This is a messenger RNA of Paralichthys olivaceus (Japanese flounder), 754 nucleotides long. RefSeq names its product purpurin-like. Gene Ontology annotation, molecular function: retinol transmembrane transporter activity; retinoid binding. Lineage: Eukaryota; Metazoa; Chordata; Actinopteri; Pleuronectiformes; Paralichthyidae. The record is from RefSeq and is a predicted model, not a curated record.
CUGGGACACCGUCUGCUCACCACAGCUCAGACACUGCAACAGCUCUGCACUGAAAACCUCCUGCUGCUUCAAUCUACACCUCAGAAUGGACUUCCAAAUGUUUGCCGUGGCGAUGCUGUUCCUGGCCUGUGUCGAGCAGAGCCUGGCCUCCUGUGUGGUGGACAGCUUCACAGUCAAAGAGGACUUCGACCCCGUUAGAUACGCUGGAAAAUGGUACGCUCUGCAGAAGAAAGAUCCCGAGGGUUUGUUCCUGCAGGACAACAUCUCAGCUGAAUACACUGUUGGAGACGAUGGGUCCAUGGUGGCCUCCUCCAGGGGCAGAGUCACUCUCUUUGGGUUCUGGGUUGUGUGCGCAGACAUGGCUGCUCAGUACUCCGUGCCCGAUCCCGUUACCCCCGGCAAGAUGUUCAUGAACUACCAGGGACUGGCCAGCUACCUGUCCAGUGGCGGUGACAACUACUGGGUCAUUGACACCGACUAUGACAACUACGCCAUCACUUACGCCUGCCGCACCCAGAAGGAGGAUGGAAGCUGUGAGGACGGCUACUCCCUGGUCUUCUCCCGCAACCCCCGUGGCCUCUCCCCACCCAUCCAGAGAGUCGUUCGCCAAAAGCAGGAGGAGGUCUGCAUGGCCGGACAGUUCCAGCCUGUGCUGCAGUCCGGAGCUUGCUAAAUUGGACCUAAGCUGGAGUUUAUUGAACUUCCCUUCAUUUCCAUGGUUUGAUCAUCCUGCUCUGACGACAGAGCUCCUCUC